CACGUGUCGGCAAACCGGGCUACGGGGCGUCGAUGCGAUGCUUCGCAGGCUGUGCAGCUCUUGCAGAGCGAUGGUUUCAUUGCUUUCGUGCAACGCGGGCAACGCCUUGCGAAGGAACGUCGCGGCCCACUGCACUCAAAAAGGAGCCUCCUGCAGAUGUGCCUAGGCCUUCAAAAAAUGAUGGAGAAGUUUUGUCAAAACGACAGCAGAAAAAACAGGUGCUGCGGGAUGCUCGGUCCGAGCGCAAGGGUAUGAAGAAGGCGCAGAAGCAGGUGGAGUCGUUGAACGCUGCUUUAAAGUCUCUGACAGAUCUGUUGGAAAGACAUCUGCACGAAGCGGGAGCUCCCUCGCUAAACCACUGCCUACGAGGGGUCUUUGGUGAUGCGACGGGGUACCACUCAUUGAAGUUGUCGCAUGGUCCAUGUCCCGACAGGGGCUUGCCGAUGUUGGGGUCAUCACUGAUCCGCCCGGUGAAGUACAAUGCAAAGUUCCUUCCGCAGGAGUAUUCCUUGCUCCACAAGAUCUGGGCCAUGUUGGGAGGCGAGGUCCAAAACGCUGGCGUCUUGGACAUCGGUGCGGGCAACGCCAACUGCGCUAUGUUGGCAGCGGGGCUCAUGAAGCUCACGGUCAUUUGCGUCGAGCGCGAAUCUCCCCGUGUGGAGCUUCGUGCAGAGGAGCUCCUGCCGACGUCGAGUCCGAGCUCGGGACGAGUGAUUCGAGUGGAGUCCGACAUUGCUGACUUUGAUCUCGCAUCACUCACAGAGGUUGCUGAAAUGUAUGGCUUGACCAAGUUCGUCUUAGUGGCGAAACACCCCUGUGGAAUCGGAGUGGAUCGAUCGAUUGACUGCGCCGUGAAGCUACAUGAGAGUGCAGGAGAAAGACCUGGACAUCCUGAGUUAUGUGGUGUGGUCUUGGCUACCUGUUGCAGCAACAAGCUGAGCUUGGACGACUUUCGAGAGUCGCGCGCGCAGGAAUUCUGCCAGUUGAACCAACAGGACUUGGUGAGCGGUUCUUCGUCCGACUUGGUCAGAGCGGUGGAAGUUAUGAGCAAAUGCAGUGCUUGGCGCAGUGCAUCACAAUCCUUGGGCAAUGCUAUCAGUGAGGACCAGUUCUCCUGGGCCGAGAUCUUCGAAGAUCAUCUGCAAACUCCGCGUCUUUCCAAACUCCGUCGCUGCUUCGGGGCGGCGGCCGAGGUGCGCUUCGCGCCGCGAGAGUGUACCUUGCAAGAUCGUUGUUUGCUGGCGAUGAAACCACCCUUUCCAAGGAAUUUGAUGGCACACCACGAUGACGACCCCAGGUUUUUUGCAGCCUUAGAGCAAGGAGUCCAAGAAUUGCUUUCAGCAGCUGGAGGGCCCAUUGACUGUCGACCCAAGGGCUUGAAGUCAACGAAGUAUGACUUUGACUACUCCGAGGAUUAAGACCUAGACGCUCUCUCGGCGGAAGCCGUACGCCCUAGCCUCCAGCUGCAGGGCAAGACGUUGCAGCGAAAACGGCCACGGAGCGAAUCUCUGCAAAGGGGCCACGCGCGAAGAGAUGUGCAGUUUUCCUUUGCUCAUCGCAGGAAGCGUUUCAAAGCCAACGCAGGUCAGAUUUCCCCAGGUACCAGCCGUACAGCAAUUCUGUCUCCAGUAAGAUCAGUAAGGACUCCAGACCUCAAUGGUCUCUGUGAUAGCUGCAUCGAUUGGGUAAAA
This is a messenger RNA of Cladocopium goreaui, 1691 nucleotides long. Lineage: Eukaryota; Dinophyceae; Suessiales; Symbiodiniaceae. The record is from the annotation of a GenBank genome assembly.